Molecule: messenger RNA, 2072 nt
Organism: Hyaloscypha bicolor E
Lineage: Eukaryota; Fungi; Ascomycota; Leotiomycetes; Helotiales; Hyaloscyphaceae
Product: cytochrome P450
Exons: 3
Coding region: 224-1894 (556 amino acids)
Molecular function (GO): oxidoreductase activity, acting on paired donors, with incorporation or reduction of molecular oxygen; monooxygenase activity; iron ion binding
Source: RefSeq, a predicted model, not a curated record
GCGCAGAACGAUGUCAGCACUCUAUUUGACCUCGAGCGAGGUUUGGGGCAUUGAAAGGGUUCGGAGUGGGAUAUCGAAUAUUCUGACAUCCUCUCCUGAGAGGUCCUUGUAAGUUGAUAUUUCCUACGCUUCAGGUGCUUUGCUGUAUCCUUCCCUGAAGAGCAUCGUCAUUUAGAGAGGCUCUUGGAAGCUGUACGGUCAAAGGUCCUUCACAGCUGGGACAAUGUUUGGCCAAGAGUCUUUACUGCCUGGCAUCAGCAACCAGCUUGCGCUUGGUGGCAUUGUAAUUGCAAUUGCUCUGUAUACUCUCUAUCAUAUUUCCACGGCAACAGAUAUCCCAUACAUCAAAGGCAUACCUGAGAUCCCGGGCGCUCUACCAGUCACUGGCCACUUGCUCCAGCUCGGCGAUGACCACGCGACCAUCUGUGAGUCCUGGUGGCGCAAAUACCGAACAAGCGUCUUCCAGAUCCGUCUUGGGAAUACCAGAGCUGUGGUUGUGAACUCAUUCGACGAUGCAAAGCGCAUGCUGAUCGGUCACCAAUCCGCCGUUAUCGACCGGCCAACCCUCUAUACAUUCCAUGGGAUCAUAAGCAGUACGAAGGGGUUCACUAUUGGUAGCAGUCCUUGGGAUGAAAGCUGCAAGAAUAAACGCAAGGCUGCUGGCCAAGCAUUGGGAAGGCCGAAGCUCAAGGAUUAUUUCGAUAUGUUUGACUUGGAGUCAUACUGCAUUGUCCGAGACCUUGUGCGGGACUCAAACAAUGGAGCAACUGAAAUCUCUGUCCGGCCGUAUAUUCAGCGUUAUGCCUUGAACACGACAUUGACCCUUUGUUACGGCAUUCGAAUGGAUCAUGUUUAUGACAGCAUGUUGAGGGAAAUUCUUGAGGUGGGCUCCGCCAUCAGCUUGCUGAGGAGUGCGAGCGAGAAUUACCAGGACUACAUACCAAUCCUGAGAUAUCUGCCGAAUAACGAGAAAAAUAGGAGAAGUAGAGAAUUAAGAGAUCGGAGGGACAAAUACCUAAAUGCCUUGCUGGAUCAAGUCAGGGAAAUGAUCAAGAAUGGGACGAACAAGCCUUGUAUCUCAGCUGCGAUUCUGAAAGACCAGGAGACAAAACUCACAGGAGUUGAAGUUUCCAGCAUCUGUCUCUCGCUGGUAUCUGGAGGGUUUGAAACGAUACCUGGGACAUUGACAUCUUGCAUCGGCUCACUUUCGACUCCAGAGGGCCAAAUCUUUCAGGAGAAGGCGUACAAAGACAUCAAACGCUUUUAUCCUGACGUCAGAGAUGCCUGGAGGAACAGCUUCCAAGACGAGAAAAUCCCCUAUGUCAAUGCUAUUAUUAAGGAAGCUGCACGGUAUUACACUGUCUCUGCCAUGUCUCUUCCGAGGAAAACUGUCAGUGAGGUCAUCUGGGAUGGAGCAAAGAUCCCUGCCAAAACAAUGAUUUUGAUAAACGCCCAGGCGGCGAACCAUGACGUUGAUCACUUUGGUCUUGACGCUGCUACCUUUAAUCCUGAGCAAUGGCUCACUUCUGACGGUACAAUCGACCCUGCUUCUGAGAAAGUCAGCUCAGGAAUUCAGCACUUUUCGUUCGGUGCGGGAUCUCGGGCUUGCUCAGGUCAACUCAUUGCCUCACGCCUUCUGUACACAGCACUGGUUCGCCUUAUUUGCAGCUACAGGAUCGUGGCGAGUGAAGAGCAACCCCCAAAUACAGACUACGUGGAUUACAACCAAUUUAAGUCAGCUCUCGUAGCUAUUCCAAGAGAUUUCAAGGUCAAGCUGAUUCCACGGGAUGGUAUGGACAAUGCAUCUGAAAUCGGCACAUUGGAGAGAUGUUUAGAGGAGGCAAGGAUGCGAACUGAGGACUACUACAAGGAAGAACAGGGGGUCAGUAUCUAGGGACAAGGCUGAGUUGAAGCAUGUGGCAGCAGCAUCACCCAACCUAGCCGCCCAUGUCCCAUAUCAAAAUCAGAAGAAAAUGGAAAACUAUUCCUGGCCAGCAAGUUUGCUGUAGCACUUUGCCAAACAUCUGUAAUUAAUACUGCAUUUUCUCUUACGGCAGGAAUCAUUCGCUCGC